CUGGUUCUCUCGACUGUCUCUCCGGUUCGCGGGUUCCUCUUGGAACGUGGUGGUUGUUGUUCCUCGCGUCCGACAAAAACGGACGAGGCACACAGUAAAGUUGUUUGGGUUCGAUUGAUAAGCAAGACGUGGACGAAGUGAGUGCAAAUCUUGACAGUGGGAAGAAAAAGAUCGACGAAAUCCGUUCCUUUCUUCGCAAAGUGAAAUGAAAGUGGCAAAAAGAAAGUGGAGAAACGAAGAAUAAUAGUUGCCAGAUCUUCAAGACUUGAGUCAAAAACCAACUCUGACUUGAAAGUGGAACGAACUAACGCCGAACCGACAAGCAAGUGUUGUUUACCUGGAUCUGAAGAGGCAUUGAAGCAUUCUCAUAUUCAUUCCUCUUACCCUCCAAUGGGUCCCUUCCAUCUGGCGGUUCUCUGACAAAUCGAGAAUAUUCAACAGGCAUCAAAGGCAAACUUCAUUCCACAAACCGAAGCGAUUCAGAUCGGUGUCUGAGCUUGAGCACACUUGAAGUUGUAAGGUGAUCAAGGUCCUCGGUCAAAUUCCCUUGGUGGUUGGUGUGCUGGGUGGUCGGUCAACUCUUCGUCAUCCUUUUCACCUCUUGCUCUGCUAGCAUUGUCGACAUUGCCAGGAUUGCCAAGCAACCUCCAGAAUAGAUGAUUGAGUGGAAAUAAACGAGUGUCCUCGUUUGGUCUUCGCGAGACGCCAAGGCGAAAGAAAACGAAGGAAAUAAACACUGCGACCGAAUAAUAAACUCUCCAGGAAGUGUCUCCGGUCUUUGAGGUUCCUUUUUCUGUCGGAUUGGCCCAGGGUGAGCUGUUUUACUACAGAACUGUGAAAAGUUUUCUCGCCAUUUCUUGGAGCUCGCUUGGUGUUCCUGCGCCAAAAGAAAAAGAAAUUGGAACGCUUGUUCCUGGACAACAAACACAAGAGUUUAACUGCAGGAUAAUAAGUGUUUCUUGCAGUGGUGUUCCAGCCUUACACUGUCUCUCUUUUUCGCGCUCUCUCUCUCUCUCUCUCACUCACUCACUCACUCCCAAAACUCCCAUUUCGUGGAAGUGAAGGAAAACAAUGGCAAAUAACCCGAAGUUUUGUGCAAUGAUGUCUCGGACCACUUCGAUCGUCCUCGAGCUCUUUCCCUUGGGGAGACUCGGGUUCACAAUACUUCUUGUGCUCUCCCUUCGGACGGAUUCGACUACAUCAGGUUCAUCCAUCCAAUAUUUGGACAACACGCCCACAGACCGACCCGAGCCCACACCGAGUUUCUUGUACUCGGAGGCGGAUUUAACCAUCCAAGAAGGUCAUCACGCCUUCUUCAACUGCAAGAUCCAGCAUCUUCGAAACAAAACGGUUUCGUGGAUCCGCAAGUCGGAUGGACACAUUCUUUUCAUUGGGGAUAUCAAGUUUGUGGACGAUAAACGCUUUGAUUUGUUGCCCUCGUCCGGAUAUGGUGAUUGGACCCUGCGGAUCCAGUUUGUCGCAGCGGAAGAUGAUGGCAACUACGAGUGCCAGAUCUCGACCAGUCCCAAAUUGAGCAAGAUCUUCCAUUUAAGUGUGGUUGUUCCCUCAGUCAAAAUCCAAGGCGACAAAGAGAUCUACAUCGAGUCCGGAAGCUCGGUCGCCCUCCGAUGUGUCAUCUCGAAUUGGCUCAUCAAGCCGAAGGUAGUGUUCUGGUAUCGGGACGGGGUCCGGCUCCUCGACGGCUUCAACGGGGUCACCACCAACGACGAGGAUAUGGUUAUCGGGGGCAGUGCCACAAUCGUUUCGCACCUCAGUUUAGCUCAGGCUGAUCCACGUCUGCACUCGGGGAAAUACCAAUGUGCGCCCGAAGGGAUCAAGCCAACGGAAAUCAAGCUCUAUGUGAUCAAAGAUCAAAACAUUGCCGCAAUGCAGAGGGAGGUCAACACAUCACCGAGCCAAACGCGAUUAUCGGCACUUAUUCUGUCGGUUCAUUCCUUGGUUCUUCUGGUUUGGACGGUAAUGAGCUCCACUUGGGACUGAAAAUCUGCCCGACCUUGAGAGGACCCACGCUUUUGUGUGAGGGAUUCCUGGGAUGGGACGGAACUGGGACGAGUGGCUAGACAGUCGCGCUAGAAUUGAUUCUGGCUACUGCAACACGCUCAUUACCCUGAUGACUCUUUGACAAGGAUGAUCUCCCAUUUUGAUGAAUACAUACAAACACUCAUCAGAACUAUCAUACUCAUUAUCGUCAUAAUGGUGACAACGACGUGUCAUUGUUCUAUUACUUGUCUAAGGCACCAUCAGCUGCAGCGAAACUGCAAGUACGUUCACACCCGUGUUUUGUACCACAACUCCAUAAUGCUAUCAUUACCACC
Tigriopus californicus is the source of this 2336-nucleotide messenger RNA. Its product is annotated as limbic system-associated membrane protein-like. Gene Ontology annotation, biological process: synapse organization. The transcript is spliced from 5 exons. Bases 1072 to 2001 code for a protein of 309 amino acids. NCBI's taxonomy places the organism in Eukaryota, Metazoa, Arthropoda, Copepoda, Harpacticoida, Harpacticidae. Gene Ontology annotation, cellular component: neuron projection membrane. The record is from RefSeq and is a predicted model, not a curated record.